AUGACCUCGCCCUCCUGCGUGUUACAUCCAGCCCCUGGGGCGCUGGGUCCAGCAGCGUUUUUAGGGCGUUCAGCAGCGAGAGCCUCAGCAGUAGCAGGAGCGCCAGCAGCAGCAGCAGCCACACUAGUAAGUGGAGCGGCGACAGCUAGAAGGGGAAGGAGUUUCCGCCGGUACAGCUUCACGCUUCUUUUCCCUGUUUUUGUUUCCUUGCUUGUAAGCACCAUCGCGUAUACUGUGGCAGAAAUUGCAUCCGAUGUACCUUCUUCGGAUGACGAUAGUUCUGAGGCGAGCGGUGCAUCAAGUAAAAGCAGAAAUAAUGAAUCUCUGGCCCCGAAGCAACCACCCCAGCCUGGGAGUGGAGUUCCAGUCCCAAGCGUUUUUCAGGUGUCUUCAAAAAAUCCCCCUCUCCCCGUCCUUCUGCCUACGCGUGCCCGCAAAUCAGCACCUUCCAUAGGCCAUCGCAGCAUCAUUACUACCGUACCUGCAAGGCAGACUGUACCCACGGGAGUCUCGGUGCCUCCCUCAGGAGCAGCGGUGGUGUCGGAGGGGCUGCAACCAAAUACAUUCGGUCGUGUGGGGGCCUCUUUCGGCAAUGUAUUGGUGCUGACCGACGUGGACGAUACACUGUGGUGUUCGGGCUCAAUGAUGGCGUUUGGAAAACACAUUGGCGGAAUCGACAGCGAGUUGACCCGUGGCCUGCCCUAUCCAGCCAUUGGAACUCUGCUGUUCCUCCUGGCAAUGGGUCCUCACACAUGCACCCCCAGCGGCCUACGCAUUCCUCUUGAGCACUGCCUGGUCACAGCAUUCCCUCUACACACCCACAAUUGCCCAUAUGAAGUGCAGCACUUCCCACGCCCUUCACUGCUGCCGCGGGGUGCGGGUGUGCUGUCCGCAAGGGCCUCAACUUCCCCUUUGGCCCAGUUUACGCGACCCCCUUCGUUCUUCAAAGACGUCGAGGCGAUAUUUACCGCAGGGGCGCGGCAUAUUUACGGUGUAGCGGCCCCGCGGUGGCCCAUGGCUUAUCAAAACGAAAUGAAAUUUGCACAAGUGCUCUCCUCGCAGCAUUCGCGGGGUGCGGCUAAGGUCUGGGGUUUCGCAGAGGCUAUCAGCAGGGGAGGAACUGCCGUUGUUCUGGGCGAUACGGGCGAGAAGGACCCAGAGGCAGCUGCAGGCAUGGCCAUCAGGCAUCCCGAUGCGCUCGCAGCCGUACUACUCCAUGUUGUUUUCUUAGACAGACAAAGGGAGGUGGAGUUGGCCGCUGCAAAGACGAAAGUGGACUUGCCGAAACACGCGAUUCAUUUCGAAAUCAGCGUUGCUGGGCGAAAGAUUCCUGCGACACAGCUUGUGUACGAGGUGAUAGCGAAAGUGCGAGAGGGGGAGGAGGUUUUGUCACCGGGGGACUUGAGCGACGAAACGGCUUACGCUGCAGGGAUGCAGAUGGCCGUGGAUAUACGCAAGCUGCUCACAGCUGCAACAAGACAGCAGCUGCUCGCUGCAGAGGCUAGACUUAAGGGGGAACCCAACUCGUUGCCCUUGCCGCCUCCGUUGAUCUUCCUUCACGUUACGCAGGUGCACACGCAAGUUGUAGAAACACCUCAGGAAGCCAGCGUAGCAGCGCAGCUAGCCAGCUUCAGCAGCAAGCUCGCUACAAAGGUCAGCAGGUGGUCAGCAAAGAAGUUUUCGCAGAAUCCGGAGCUCAUUGACAUUGCAGGCUUUAGACAGGUGGCUGAGGUGCAACCUGUGUUUCUUCAAGCGCCACUGCAGCGAUUGUCACAGCAAGGUGCCCGUUACCCGCUGGGAGUGCCCUUCGCGAGCUACCGCUCGACUGUGGGAGCAGCACUUGCAAGUUGGACUUUAGGGAUGAUCACGACCCAAGACGUCCUCUCGCUCGUUGUGGCCGCUGUCCGAGAUUUGCGCUCUUUGGGGCCCGCCACUCACUGCUGGCAACGAACGCUUGUUCAAGAGAUGCUUUUGGAUGUUCUGGCCGUGCAACACUUCGUGGGGCCACUGGAGUCGCGAACGGAUUUGCUGGACGCCGAAGUGUUUGCAGAUGCGGUGUCUGCUUUGAGAGCCUUUGAGGGAUUCCACAAGGGACACUGUGGUUCGCACGAGAAUGAUAACGCGACUCCGCUCGAGACGUGUCUAGAUAAACUGGAAAGGGCAUUGGCCCAAUACGCAGCCAACGGGGGCCCCCCAAACGCAGUUCAGCAGCUACUUCCACUCCUUAGUCUCGCAUGCCGCUACAGAGGACAGAUGGAGCACUGGCUCUCUGCGGGCCCUGAAGAAGUAGAGAGUUUUGCCUUCCUUCUUGGUCGCGCAAUCAUUUUAGGAACCCCGGCAGCAAGUAUCGUCUAUAAGAGCAAGGAGGGACAAGAGGAGCCCUCCACGCAACAAGAGCAUGCACAACAGCAGAAUGAACAGCAGAAGACGCAGCAGCAACUGUUGCUGCGGCAGCCGAAUGCGAAUGCGCCGCUAAGUGAAGUUGCGCUGUACAGGCUGCAGAGAGACCUGAUGCUUAUGCCGGAGUUGGCCGUGGAUCUGCACAUUGAUCCUGAUGAGGCCCCAAGCUCCAUCCCUCCGUCGCUGCAGCUGCACGCCCUUGACGUGCAGACUGUGGAGGACCUGAGACCUUUCAUGCAGGAUGACUACCCUAAUGGCAUGGAAGCUCAGGGAGGCUUACAGCAGCAGAGUGAAAGCAGUGGCAGGGUCCCCAGCAGCAGCCGCAAGCGAGAUGGCAGUGUCACAGCAGACCCUGAAAAUGACGCAGUCAAAGACUAUUUGGGGGAAUGUCUGCAUCGAAAGUCAGCCCCUGUAUCAACGUGGGUGGAGAACCUAAGGUCUUUUUGUGUCAAUACCAGGGAUCAAGCGGGGACUGAAGCCUGUCAGGUAUUAAAAACGUGGCUGUUCGGCCCGGGAAAUUCUCAUGGACCCCAGGUGGACCGCGGAAGCCAAAGACGGUCACGGGCAGCUCUACCUGCUCUUAUUCGGGUUGCAGAGUGGAACACAGGAAAACCCAAUACAACGCUGGAUAUUCCCGAGCUGAGCAUCUCUCUCGAGCCAGUGCAUUAUAGACCAGGAGCGACUGGCCGGGAUGAGCUAGAAAAGGCCCACGCAUUUAACAUAGUCGGGAACGUUUACUCAGCACGAGGAACAGUGAGACAUCAGCGGCCGUCUGAACGUGCUGCGUGGCAGCGUCUACUUUCCGCCCUUAAAGUGCUUAGGGACGUUGAGUGCAAGGAUUUGUUUGGCUAG
Molecule: messenger RNA, 3252 nt
Organism: Eimeria necatrix
Lineage: Eukaryota; Apicomplexa; Conoidasida; Eucoccidiorida; Eimeriidae
Exons: 5
Coding region: 1-3252 (1083 amino acids)
Source: RefSeq, a predicted model, not a curated record